Procambarus clarkii (red swamp crayfish) is the source of this 945-nucleotide messenger RNA. Lineage: Eukaryota; Metazoa; Arthropoda; Malacostraca; Decapoda; Cambaridae. The record is from RefSeq and is a predicted model, not a curated record.
AUGGCGGCUGAACAGGAAAUUUGCUGUAGCACCACAGGAAGAGAACCAACUUCUGGGGCAAGCAGUACAGCAGAAUCUACACUUGAGAAUACUAAAAGCUCCAGGUGUGCGGGCACGUGGGGACCUCCAGGUGUGCGGGCACGUGGGGACCUCCAGGUGUGCGGGCACGUGGACCUUCAGGUGUGCGGGCAGGCGGGAAACUCCAGGUGUGCGGGUAGGCGGGAAACUCCAGGUGUGCGGGUACGUGGGGACCUCCAGGUGUGCGGGCAGGCGGGAAACUCCAGGUGUGCGGGCAGGCGAGAAACUCCAGGUGUGGGCACGGGUAGGCGGGAAACUCCAGGUGUGCGGGCACGUGAGAAGCUCCAGGUGUGCGGGCUGGCGGGAACUCCAGGUGUGCGGGCUGGCGGGAACUCCAGGUGUGCGGGCUGGCGGGAAACUCCAGGUGUGCGGGCAGGCGGGAAACUCCAGGUGUGCGGGCAGGCGGGAAACUCCAGGUGUGCGGGCAGGCGGGAAACUCCAGGUGUGCGGGCAGGCGGGAAACUCCAGGUGUGCGGGCUAGCGGGAAGCUCCAGGUGUGCGGGCACGUGGGAACCUCCAGGUGUGCGGGCACGUGGGAACCUCGAAGGUGUGCGGGCAGGCGGGAAACUCCAGGUGUGCGGGCACGUGGGAAGCUCCAGGUGUGCGGGAGGGCGGGAAACUCCAGGUGUGCGGGCAGGUGGGAAACUCCAGGUGUGCGGGCACGUGGGAAACUCCAGGUGUGCGGGCACGUGGGGACCUCCAGGUGUGCGGGCACGUGGGAAGCUCCAGUUGUGCGGGCAGGCGGGAAACUCCAGGUGUGCGGGCAGGCGGGAAACUCCAGGUGUGCGGGCAGGCGGGAAACUCCAGGUGUGCGGGCACGUGAGAAGCUCCAGCACAUACUUAUUGCCUGAUGAUUCAAAGCCCUGA